AUGAACAUCAAACAAGUGCACAUCAAACAAGUGCACAUCAAACAAGUGCACAUCAAACAAGUGCACAUCAAACAAGUGCACAUUAAACAAGUGCACAUUAAACAAGUGAACAUUAAACAAGUGCACAUCAAACAAGUGCACAUCAAACAUGUGCACAUUAAACAAGUGAACAUUAAACAAGUGCACAUCAAACAAGCUCACAUUAAACAACCAAACAUAACCAACAGCCUGUACGGCAGUGCUGAAGACAACAGCACACUAUUUUUCCUUGGAACAGUCUGCAAAGGAGCUCACAGCUCAGCAGCAAAAACCUGGAUAGAUGAUGAAGAAGAAGAAGAAGAAUGCAACAGCCAAAACAAAUCCAAAAGUUCUCUGCUGUUUCAGGACAAACCUGACCUUGACCCUAUCGGCUGCAAUGAACAGACGAUGUUGACAGUGGUCAGCGGGUCAAAGUUGUCGUGCGCUAUGUCUUGCAUGUUUAGUGAAGCGUGCGUGCUUUUCUCAUAUGUCAGUGACUCCAAAACCUGCUCACUUUGUCACGGUGGCAUGAUUCAGAAUCUAACUUUCAAUGCUGACAAAACGUUUAGUUGGUCUUACGUACUUUUUGAGAACUAUGAACCAACAACCAUUAACACAACUUGCAAUCUUGGAAGAGUUGUUCCAGGCGGUCUUUCAAUCGGCACUAUAAUACACCUCUGCAUUUACCUAUUUCCCAAUAGGCAACCGUAUUUCGUGCUUGCCCUAAGGGAAGGAACUCUGACCGAAAGUUACCCUUUGACAUUAAUGGUUAGCAAUAACACUAUCUGCCUGUAUUCCGGCCGUGCGGUGACGAAUGCCACCUAUAUCCAGUUAGCUUUGGGCUCACUUGUAGAAGGAAAAACGCAUGCAGUGGAUAUACUGGUUACUGCAGACGGCUUUCAACUUUACAUAGACAAGAUUUACUACAGUUUGUAUAGGCAUCUCAUUCCAUUUAAUAAAACAAAGUUUUUAUUCAUCCGUGGCCUUAUCCAAGUUACGGAGCUUGCAGUGUAA
Molecule: messenger RNA, 1032 nt
Organism: Biomphalaria glabrata
Lineage: Eukaryota; Metazoa; Mollusca; Gastropoda; Planorbidae
Exons: 4
Coding region: 1-1032 (343 amino acids)
Source: RefSeq, a predicted model, not a curated record